UGAGAGACGAUGACAAGAGUGAAAACGACGAUACGAGGAAAAUCACUUCAGACUCAGAAACCAGGAGACUUUUCAAGAUGAACGAUAAAACUAAGCGCUACAACCCGAGAGACUCUACAAUCCCACUAGUGGAUGAAGAGGAUCAGUUUGACUUUCUGUGUGAAGGGUUUGAUUCCCCAAGAGCCCGGAUGUCCUGCGGCCAUGUAGUGACCCCGACGUCCCUCACCAAGUGGUGCCAACAAUUGCUCAAACAGGGAAAACCCAGGUUUGAAUGCGGUCAGUUUGGCUGUAAUGCUGAGUGGUCUUAUCAGGAGGUUUGUAAAAUGGCCAUGUUGACCCCUGAAGAAAUGACGACCUUUGAGACGACCUUGGCCCAGAAUGCUGCCCUCAAAGACCCUAACAGAAAGUUUUGUCCAGGCUGCAUGACUCCUGUGACCAGAGGGAGCAGCUUGAACCUCUAUGUCUGCUGCUCAGGUUGCUCAGCGAAGACGGGACGCAGCUUUGGGUUCUGCUGGCAGUGUCUGAGGGAGUGGAAAGGUCCACAGCCUCGAUCUGACCGCUGCGAAAACGACGACUGCCACAAUUCUGCCCUGAAGACGCUGAGAGAGUGUCCAGAAGUCCAAAUUAAGCUAGCAGGAGGAGUCAAAGGGUGUCCGUCGGUCCGUGCCUGUCCCACCUGCGGCUCACUGCUGCAGCACACUGGGAAAGGAUGCAAAGACGUUUCAUGUCCCCGAUGUAAGAUGACGUUUUGUUUUGGCUGCCUAAAGUCUGCUCAAAGCUGUAGUGUGACAGAAAAUCUUGGUACAAUGCCACUGGGACUUUGCCCCAGUGGCAUUGCUCCUAGGCAGACGUCCAUUCCUGUGUGGAAUCACAAAUCACAUGGACAUAGAGUGUCUAUUCUACACUCUAUGUACAUGUGUUUUUUGUUUUUUAUUUUCCAAUUUGUUCUUGGUUGGUUGGGGUUGUGGAAAGCAGCCUGGAUUAAAAAAAAACAAAACAGUUACACAAAAGUGAUUCACUGUGAAGAUGCUGUGUAGUUUGUUUUGUUGCAACCUGAAUGAAGUGUGAAAUAAACUUCAGUGGAGUUUGAAAACAAAAUAUAUGUUGAGGUUUAUGUCUGGUUGAACGAUGGGAUUUUAUUGUAAUCCAUAGGGGGAACCAGAAGAAAGUCUUUGGGAACGUCUGCUUUAAAGGAUGUCCAAACGAACAUGUAGCUUUUUGUGCUGUUUUGAUGCCUCUGUUAUUGUAUUUGUAUCAACUAAUCCUAUCAUAUUGUAUGACUCUUUCAUCAUUCAUUAACCAAUCUUUGUCAUUUGUUUGCAUUUUUUCAAUAGUACAAACUGAAAAGCAGAAAUUGUUGAACAAAUAAAAAUGUUGCUACAGUUUUGA
Messenger RNA from Poeciliopsis prolifica (blackstripe livebearer), 1389 nucleotides. RefSeq lists its product as uncharacterized. Lineage: Eukaryota; Metazoa; Chordata; Actinopteri; Cyprinodontiformes; Poeciliidae. The coding region runs from base 78 to 1037 and encodes 319 amino acids. The transcript is spliced from 5 exons. Gene Ontology annotation, molecular function: zinc ion binding. The record is from RefSeq and is a predicted model, not a curated record.